Molecule: messenger RNA, 1512 nt
Organism: Penicillium macrosclerotiorum
Lineage: Eukaryota; Fungi; Ascomycota; Eurotiomycetes; Eurotiales; Aspergillaceae
Exons: 3
Coding region: 1-1512 (503 amino acids)
Molecular function (GO): iduronate-2-sulfatase activity
Source: RefSeq, a predicted model, not a curated record
AUGCAGAACAUCGACGCCAAUGAGCCUCCCCACGUCAUCCCCCAUACGCCCAGUGGCCUCCCCAAUGGCCGUCCCAAUCUCGUCAUCUUCAUGCCGGAUCAACUGCGUUAUGAUGCUUUGCAGUGCUCGGGUUUAAACCGGGUUGUGAAAACGCCACAGAUUGACACUUUCGCAUCGCGCGGGGUUCGCUUCUCAGAGUGCUAUGUGCAAGCGUCAGUCUGUACACAAUCGCGAUGCUCCAUGUUUACCGGGCUGUAUCCCCAUGUCUCCGGCCACCGGUCCUUGGAAAACUUGAUCAAGCCGUGGGAGCCGAAUCUGUUCCGGUCGCUCAAGGAGCACGGCUAUCAUGUGGCCUGUAUGGCGCCGCGGGGGACUUGUUCGCGCCCCAGUCACCAAGGUGAUCGGGGGGAGGGAGAUGAGCGUCCAGAAGAGGAGAUCAGCAUAUGGGAGCGACUGUUCUAUAAGGGACGCCGGGACGCGAGCAAAGCAGUGGAUUACGACGAAGCCGCGAUUCGAAGUGCAGAGAAAUGGCUCGAGUGCCCGCCCGACGACCGGCCAUGGGUGCUGUUUCUACCGCUGCUUUUCCCGCAUUGUCCUUUCACAGUCGAGGAGCCCUAUUUCUCGAUGUACAAGCGGGAGGAGAUGCCCCCGCCAUCUUCACCGGAAGACAAGACAGGAUAUGAACCUGUAUAUAUGCAGAUGAUCCGGGAUCGAUAUGGCACCCAUAGAGCGAGCCCCGAGAUAUGGGCCGAAGUGUCGGCCACCUAUCAUGGAAUGAUAUCGCGACUCGACGACCAAUUCGGUCGGAUUGUGGACAAGAUAGAUUCGAAGGGGCUCUGGGAUUCGACCAUCACCAUGUUCUUCACCGACCAUGGAGAGUAUCUGGGAGACCACGGCCUGAUCGAAAAAUGGCCGAGCGGCUUGUCUGAGACCCUCGUGCGCGAGCCGUUGAUCAUCGCCGGCGGAGGUAUACCGGCCGGACUGGUUCGCGACUGCAUGACGGAGAUGGUGGACUUGGUUCCGACUGUGCUCCAACUGUGCGGGAUCAACGAGACUUUCCCUCAUAAUGGCAAGUCUCUGCUGCCCGUGAUCCUGCACGACGCACCCCAUCGCGAAUUUGCCUUCUCGGAAGGAGGCUUCUUACUGUCCGAAGAGCCCCUCCUCGAGCGGGCAUCAUUCCCCUACGAUCUCAAGUCUCAACUACAGCAUGAAGACACACGAUGGGUCGGAAAGGCGAUUUCGAUGCGAGAUCACCACUGGACCUAUAUUUACAGGCUGUACGAACCGGCAGAGCUGUAUGACCGUCGAGCCGACCCGCUGGAACUGCACAAUUUGGCAGCCGACCCGCGGUUUGUGCAUCAGGCUCGGCUGAUGGAAAGCCAGAUGUUUCGCUGGAUGGUCGAAACAAGUGAUUUCUUACCCUACAGCAAGGAUGGUCGCUUUCCUCAGGUGGAUUUGCCCAGUCCUAAGGCCCUCUGGGAGGAGCGGAAGGCUAGAUCAGGCGAGCGAUAG